Messenger RNA from Anolis sagrei ordinatus, 412 nucleotides. NCBI's taxonomy places the organism in Eukaryota, Metazoa, Chordata, Lepidosauria, Squamata, Anolidae. The record is from RefSeq and is a predicted model, not a curated record.
CCUGGCUGUGCAUCCAGACAUGGUGACCAUUGCAACCGGGCAAGUGGCCGGAACGUCGAAAGAUGGCAAGCCGCUUCCUCCGCAUGUGAGAGUCUGGGAUUCGGUCAGCCUGAACACGCUCCACGUCUUGGGACCGGGACCCUUUGACCGGGCGGUCAGCUGCGUGGGCUUCUCCAAGUCGAAUGGAGGUGGGCUCCUUUGUGCAGUGGAUGACUCCAAUGACCACGUCCUCUCUGUCUGGGAUUGGCAAAAGGAGCAGAAGCUUGCCGACGUGAAAUGCUCCAACGAAUCCGUCCUGGCGGCCACCUUCCACCCAACAGAGCCCACGUUGCUGAUCACCUGUGGGAAAUCCCACAUCCACUUCUGGACGCUGGAAGGAGGCAGCCUCAGCAAGCGGCAGGGCAUUUUCGAG